GUAUAGUAAACACUCUCCAUUGCUGGGAAAAUAUUAGAGUGUGGUUUUUUGUGUUAAUUUUGUAAGAACAAAGAGUUUCAAUCAUCAUGACGAACUACUUUACGAUGGACGGGACGGAUUCCACGAAUUUCCAGAAGGAAAUAUCGGGUAUGAUGCAUGGGUUUGGCGACAAUCCGAAUCCUAACGCAGCCACCGUUGUCUUAGUUGAAAGCAUUGUUCAACAGCAACUCAAGUUUAUGAUUCAAGAAGCCCAUCAGCACUGCAACCUGCGCUGCGGUAAGGCAAUUACUAACUACGAUAUUAUCUACCUAAUGAGAAAGAAUAUCAAAAAACUAAAACGCCUGCAUGACUAUCAGUUAAAAUUGGACCAAAUUGACAAAAAAUGUAUCCUGAACAUCACUACCCAAGCUGAGUCCCUAAUCACAGGCUUGCUGGAUGACGAAAAAGACCCAACUGUGAAGAAACGCAGGACACACAUAGACUACAUCAGAGAAUUUGAUGAGGCUGACGAAGUAAGCCAGAUUAAAUUUGAUUCCAUAGAUUACAUACGAAAAGUUCGUGCUGCUAAAAUCACAGAGUCUAUGACUUUCGAGAAGUAUGAGGCCUACCAUAAAGCUAGAUGCUUGUCUUUCCGUUCUGGUUACGGAAUCGGAAGAGGUUUUGUUAAACUGGAGCGCUGGUUGAAUCCAGUAAAAGAAUUCAAGCUGACACAAUCAGCUUUAGAAGUUUUAGGCUUUGUGGCUUACGAAACAGUUGCAGAGAUUGUAGACGGAGUCUUCCUAGUCCGCCAAGAUGCGAAGAAGAGAAGCGGAGAUCCUUUUAGCAAAUUCGAAGGUGGCUACUUCUGUAAUCCGGUCAGCUUGAGUAAUGCUGUAUAUAUCAAAUCUGGGUACGAAGGAGUUCCAGCUAUAACUGUAGCGGAAGUCAGGGAGGUGCUGCGAAGAUAUUACUCCCCAAGGACAGGAAUGAACGGAUUAUUCUAUAGGAAUAUGAGCUUGGAUUUACCAAUUCGGUAUAUAGCAUUGUGAGAGGGUGUACGGUUGUAGAACAACGAUUUUAUGAACUUUAGUGUAUCUAUGUUUGUGCCAAGUUGCAUAUGGUAUUUUUGGUGUUUGUGUGGACUGAGUAGCAAACUCAUGCUUUAUCAUGCUUGAUGUUUUAAAGUAUAAGAUAAUUAUGUUAAGAUACUCAAGGCUAAAAAGUCUAACUGCGGCACUCAGAGACAUUGAAUGAUUACUGAAACUAUUCCUUAGUAAUGAUUUUGUAUAGAAAAGAUUGCUAAGGACUGGGUUAAGUAACCAUUAAAUGACUCUGAGUAUGGCGGUAUGUGUUAUUAAAUAAGAGAUCAUAUUAGUUAGGUAACCAUACAAUAAAAUGUGUUAUUAGUUUAUAACAUAGGAUUUAAGAUUAAAAAUUUUGGCUAUGAAAUGUUUUUCUUUUUUAUUUGGAUUAAAGAGUUAAAAAUGGUUUACAAUUGUAUCCUUCUGCCUGUAGUUCUGUCUGACAAUAAUUUACAUAAUUUGUAAAAUUUUAAGCAUGGGAGAGCCAUGUUUCAGCAUGAAUGGGUUGGCUGGGCUGGCCCGACGGGAGUGAUACCACAGCCUCAGAGAGAAUUGAUGUGAAACAAUGUUUGCAUUGUGUGAGUGAGGUUACCGGAGGUUUAACUUAACUUAAUUCUGUAUUUUUUAUUCUCUUUGGAUAGUCACAAACUCUCAUAUGUAGAGAGUAAUAGAUAUUAAGGAUUAAGGAUUGUAGUAAUGGUAAGAUCGGUUGCCUUUGACUCUAAGGGGUAACUUUGAAAUUCUUUAACUGAUAGAAAUCCAGAACAAACAACAGACCAAUGAAAGACUAAUAUACACUAUAUUAUAUAAUAUAACUAAUAUCUGCUAUAAUAUUAGUUUUUCAUUGGUCAAAAAAUGGGUCGAAGUUACCCCUUAGGGUCAAAGAAACCCUAUUAUACGGUACUUAGUAUUAAGUCAGCUUUAUACUAUUCUCAUAAACUUAGUUUAGGAUCGAUGAAAGAUAUGAGGUUCCUGUUGCCUCGUACAUAUAUUAUUAUGUACAUACAUAUUGUCUCUUUCCAUAGUUUUUCAGCUUUCUGAAAAAACAACAUAAACAAUAUAAAUUAAAUAAUGUUCGUAAGGUUUGGGUGUUCUGUUAUGUGGAUGCUCAAUUAUUUUCGAGCCACAUCGGGACCCUAAAGUUCGCGACAAAGUCGCGCGGUUAGCGGGUCAUCUUCUUAACGCCUAACAGAACAUAUUUAAUUUGUUAUAACGAUAGUUAUUAACCAAAAAAGUUGAAAAUCCAUUUAAUAAAUUGGAUGAUUUUGCUUUUAUAGUUAGAUAUGUAAGAAAUAAGAGCUUCCUUGUUCUCAUUCAAGUGAUAAAAAUUUAGGUUAUUCCGGGCAAGGUUUUAUAUCCGGAUCGGACAAAGUAUUAUUGGAAUGUAAGAAAAUACGAGUACGUCAUUAUAAAAUAAAAUUGUGUAACUUUA
Molecule: messenger RNA, 2493 nt
Organism: Spodoptera frugiperda (fall armyworm)
Lineage: Eukaryota; Metazoa; Arthropoda; Insecta; Lepidoptera; Noctuidae
Product: transcription initiation protein SPT3 homolog
Exons: 1
Coding region: 87-1028 (313 amino acids)
Biological process (GO): transcription by RNA polymerase II
Molecular function (GO): transcription coactivator activity; protein heterodimerization activity
Source: RefSeq, a predicted model, not a curated record